Messenger RNA from Myotis myotis, 1773 nucleotides. It is a transcript of the gene SLC15A3, whose product is annotated as solute carrier family 15 member 3. Gene Ontology annotation, biological process: transmembrane transport. The record is from RefSeq and is a predicted model, not a curated record. The coding region runs from base 1 to 1737 and encodes 578 amino acids. Gene Ontology annotation, molecular function: transmembrane transporter activity. NCBI's taxonomy places the organism in Eukaryota, Metazoa, Chordata, Mammalia, Chiroptera, Vespertilionidae. Gene Ontology annotation, cellular component: lysosomal membrane. The transcript has 8 exons.
AUGCCGGGGCCGCGCGCCCCGGGGGAGCCUCGCGGGCGCGGGGAGCGCCAGGCGCUGCUGGGGCGCGGGCCGCGGGGCCCCGGGCGGCGGACGGCGGCGGGCGCGGUGCUGCUGGUGCAGGCGCUGGAGCGCGCGGCCUUCUUCGGCGUCGCGGGCAACCUGGUGCUCUACCUCAACGCCAGCUUCCACUGGGCGGGCGAGCAGGCGUCCCGCGCGGCACUCGUCUUCCUGGGCGCGUCCUACCUGCUGGCGCCCGUGGGCGGCUGGCUGGCCGACGUGUACCUGGGCCGCUUCCGAGCCAUCGCGCUCAGCCUGCUGCUCUACCUGGUGGCCUGCGGCCUGCUGCCCGCCACCGCCGUCCCCGACGGCCGCCGCUCCUUCUGCGGGGAGGUGCCCCAGGCGCCCAUCACGCCCGCCUGCCCCGCGCCCGGCUGCCCGCGCCCCGCGCCCGCCCCGUACUGCGCGCCCACCCUCUACGUGGGGCUGCUGCUGCUCGCCCUGGCCGCCAGCUCCGUCAGGAGCAACCUCACCUCCUUCGGGGCCGACCAGGUGAUGGGUCUUGGGCGCCAUGCCAACCGCCGCUUCUUCAACUGGUUUUACUGGAGCAUCAACGCGGGCGCGGUGCUGUCGCUGCUGGUGGUGGCCUUUGUCCAGCAGAACAUCAGCUUCCUGGUGGGCUACAGUCUCCCCGUGGGCUGCGUGGGCCUGGCCUUCGUCAUCUUCCUCUUCGCCACCCCCAUCUUCAUCACCAAGCCCCCCGAGGGCAGCCAAGUGUCUUCCAUGCUCAAACUGGCCCUCCAGAACUGCUGUCCCCGGCUGUGGUGCCCCCACGCUGCCAGAGAGCCUGAAGGGGCCCAGCUGCUGCCUGAGCAGAGGCCGCCCCAGCCUGGCGCUUCCCCCCAGCAGGACAUCGCCAACUUCCGGGGGCUGGUGAGGCUCCUGCCCAUCAUGGUGACCCUGGUGCCCUACUGGAUGGUGUACUUCCAGAUGCAGUCCACGUACGUCCUCCAAGGCCUUCACCUCCACAUCCCGAGCAUUUUCCCAAACUACCCCAGCAACAACUCGGGGGCGCGGGGAGCCCCGGCCGGCGGCUACAAGAUCCCGGAGGCCUGGCUCCUCCUGGCCAACGUGGUGGUGCUGCUGAUCCUGGUGCCCGUGAAGGACCGCCUGCUGGACCCCUGCCUCCUGCGGUGCCAGCUGCUCCCCUCGGCUCUGCAGAAGAUGGCGCUGGGCAUGCUCUUCGGUUUUGCCUCCGUCGUCGUGGCAGGAUUGCUGGAGAUGAAGCGCCUAGAAUACAUCCAUCACAACCAGACGGUGCCCCAGCAGAUCGGGGACAGCGUGUACUACGCGGCGCCCCUGUCCAUCUGGUGGCAGACCCCCCAGUACCUGCUCAUCGGCAUCAGUGAGAUGUUUGCCAGCAUCCCAGGCCUGGAGUUCGCGUACUCGGAGGCCCCGCGCUCCAUGCAGGGCGCCCUCAUGGGCAUCUUCUUCUCCCUGUCGGGGGUGGGCUCACUGCUGGGCUCCAGCCUGGUGGCCCUGCUGUCCCUGCCCAGGGGCUGGCUACACUGCCCCGAGGACCAUGGGAACAUCAACAACUGCCGGUUGGACCUGUACUUCUUCCUGCUGGCCGGCAUCCAGGUGGCCGCGGCCCUGCUGUUCGUGUGGAUCGCUGGUCGCUAUGAGAGGGCAGCGCAGGGCCCCGCCUCCCAGAGCGACUCCAACAGGGACAGGGGCUGACACGCGCCCCCCCGCCCCCCCAGGGCCCCGGACAGA